Molecule: messenger RNA, 1375 nt
Organism: Centruroides sculpturatus (bark scorpion)
Lineage: Eukaryota; Metazoa; Arthropoda; Arachnida; Scorpiones; Buthidae
Product: serine/threonine-protein phosphatase alpha-3 isoform-like
Exons: 1
Coding region: 431-1333 (300 amino acids)
Cellular component (GO): nucleus; cytoplasm
Molecular function (GO): protein serine/threonine phosphatase activity
Source: RefSeq, a predicted model, not a curated record
AUUCUGGCCAAUGAUCCUGGUCGGGGAGCGCCGCUGUAGAAUGUGGGGCCAUGGAGAGAACUGUUUCUUUUCUGAAUAAUAAUCAGAAUAAACCCAUCGUCUUCGACGACCAUCAGCCUACCAUCAGCUUUGGGUAGCCCGGUCCCCGGGCGAUCGAAAAAUCCCAAGAAUUUUUCAUAGGUUCUUGAUAUGUUCAGUCGUCGCUCCCAUUUUGGACUGGCCGAACUCAAGAAAAAAAGUUUGUGCCCACAGGACAAAGAGCCAAAAACGAAAAAAAGAAAACAGAUUACGAAUUUCGGAUCGCUUAACACCAAAUUUACGAGAAAUAUGAUAAUAAUAAGAAGCGACGUGACAAUGGCAAACAACAAAAGAAGACGGAAAUUCAGUUGUUUUUAGUGUUAGAGAACAUCCAACUUUGUUAAUCGAAACUAUGAACGAAUACGCUUAUAACGUGGACAGCAUGAUCUCUCGACUUUUAAAGUUUCGUAAUGAAUCUCGAGGGAACGAAGUGCGAUUUGGAGGAAAUGAGAUCUUCGGACUGUGUUACGACGUUAGGAAGAUCCUCCUGAAGCAGCCUAUGCUUCUAGAACUGGAACCGCCACUCGUCAUAUGUGGUGACGUUCACGGCCACUACUUUGAUUUGCUUCGAUUGUUCGAAUUGGGUGGAUAUCCUCCUCGCAGUAACUAUCUGUUUCUGGGCGAUUACGUCGACAGGGGCAAUUGGUCGCUGGAAACAAUCUGUCUUCUGUUCGCUUAUAAAGUAAAAUAUCCUGAAACAUUUUUCUUGCUUAGAGGUAACCACGAGUGCAUCACCGUAAAUAGAGUUUACGGAUUUUACGAGGAAUGCAAGAGAAAAUAUUGCGUGAAGCUAUGGAAAAUAUUUAACGAGUGUUUUGAUUGUCUACCUGUGGCAGCUAUUAUCGAGGACAAAAUUUUCUGUUGCCACGGAGGACUCAGCCCCAAGUUGGAGUCCUUGGAUCAGAUCCGACAAUUGGAGAGACCCAUUGACGUGCCAGAAGAAGGUCUUUUAUGCGAUCUUCUAUGGUCCGAUCCGGAAAGGAAUUCCGAAGGAUGGGGAGAGAACUUGGAGAGAGGCAUAUCCUAUACUUUCGGGGCAGAUGUAGUGGAAAAUUUUUUGAACCAAAAUAACUUUGACUUAAUAAUUCGUGCUCAUCAAGUGGUGGAGGACGGAUUUGAGUUCUACUGGAAACGUCGCUUGGUAACGAUCUUCUCUGCCUCAAAGUAUUGCGGAGAGUUCGAAAAUGCCGGCGCGAUAAUACUCAUCAACAAUGACUUACUUUGUUCUUUCAAAAUACUGAAACCUUUACAAUAACUUUGUUAGCUUUAAUCUUGGAAACACGAAUUUGGUAUACCU